This is a messenger RNA of Effrenium voratum, 1110 nucleotides long. The record is from the annotation of a GenBank genome assembly. Lineage: Eukaryota; Dinophyceae; Suessiales; Symbiodiniaceae.
CAACUUGUCAACUUUGUGACCAACGCGGCAGCCAUUUGGGGACAUCUCCUUGCGCACCGCUAUCUGAGAGAUUUCAGAAGCUAAGGCAUCAUGGCCCUUCCGCAGACCGUGGGCAAUCUCCUGGAUGACCGGCUGUCCAAGCUUCAGGCGCGCAUGGAGGCGAUGGAGCAGCAGCAGCAGGACAAGGAGAUGCAGCUGAUGCAGCUCUUGGCAGGCAAGGCCAACGUGCAUUCAGCUGCCAGCCGCCAGCAACUGGAAGAGCUGUCGCAGGCAUUGAACAGUAAGGCGGAGGCUGAUGAGGUGGCAACACCCCAGCAAGUCCUUGCCAUCUAUGAUGCGCUGCAGAACAAGGCUGAGGCCUCUGAAGUUCCUACCACUGCUCAGCUGGAGGUCUUGAAGAGGAUUUUGGAGCUGAAGGCCGAUUCCGCGUCCGCGGCUAGCAAGGCGGAGCUGGCAGCAGCAAAGGACGAGCUUGUUGCUCAGAUGCGCGCAACGGCGGCAUCGAGCAGGGAAUCUUUGCAAGAGGCUGCUGAGAGCGCCUCCGCCAAAUGCGCGCAGUUGGCACUGCAGCUGCAGGGGCUGCAGUACUUGGAGUCCAAGGUGCAGGCUCACGAUUCCAACUUGGAGCUGAUUGAUGCCAAGCUGCAAGACAAGGCGGAUGCAUCGGAGGUGCCCACCAAUGGGCGUCUCCAGGCUGUGAUGAAGAUGCUGGUGCUGAAAGCCGAUGCCGCGCGCGUGCCGUCGAUUACGGAGUUCCAGGAGCUGGUGGAGCAGCUGCAGAGCGCACAAAAGGCCAAGCAGCAGCUGGACGAAACAAUGGAGCAGCUGCAGCAGCGGCUGCAGAACAAGGCGGAGGCCUUGGAGCUGCGGCGCCUGGGGGAGGAGCUGCAGCGCAAGGCGGAUCUCGGUGAGGUGGCCACUGCCUUGGAGGUCCAGCUCUUGAAUGGCGCACUGCAAAGCAAGGCGGAAUCUAAGGAUGUUGCGACCUUGGAGCAGCUCCAGGCUCUCUCGAAGGCCGUUGAGAACAAGGCGAGGGAACGAGCACGGACAAAAGAAAGCAACAGCAUGCACAAGGAAGGCAUUGUGAUGCUCCUUGCUCACAGCUCAUGA